UGCUUUGUGGGGGUUUUCACCUCACUGCUCUCAUUUGCUGGCUCUUCUUCUUUUUUUUUUUUAAUAACGAAACUCGAGUUAAUCAAAGGUCAUAAACACUCAUAGCUGGAAGAUCCAGUUGCUUCAGUUUCAGGUAAAACAAGAAAUUGUGGCUGGGAGUAGUGGUGGCUUCUUGAGGGUCUCCCAGCCAGGACACCAGUUCCAUUUUUAUGACCCAGCUAACUGAGUAAUACUGUUGCUUCGACUUCUGCGAUUUCAGAGUGUGCCAUGGCUCAGUGUUGGAGGGAUUAGAGCUCACUGCGCCUGCGCAGGCUCCAUAAAAAUACAGACUCACCAGUUCCUGCUUUGAUGUGACAUGUGACUCCCCAGAAUACAUCUUGCUUCUGUAGACCAGCUCCAACAGGAUUCCAUGGUAGCUGGGAUGUUAGGGCUCAGGGAAGAAAAGGCAGAAGACCAGGAUCUCCAGGGCCUCAAGGACAAACCGCUCAAGUUUAAAAAGGUGAAGAAGGAUAAGAAAGAAGACAAGGAAGGCAAACAUGAACCCCCGCAGCCGCCAGCCCACCACUCUGCUGAGCGCGCGGAAGGGUCUGGCUCGGCCCCCGCCGUCCCAGAAGCUUCUGCCUCUCCUAAACAGCGGCGCUCCAUCAUUCGCGACCGUGGGCCUAUGUAUGACGACCCUACCCUCCCAGAAGGCUGGACCCGAAAGCUAAAGCAAAGGAAAUCGGGCCGCUCCGCUGGGAAGUAUGAUGUGUAUCUGAUCAAUCCGCAGGGAAAAGCCUUUCGCUCUAAAGUGGAGUUGAUUGCGUACUUCGAAAAGGUAGGCGACACCUCCCUGGACCCUAAUGAUUUUGACUUCACGGUAACUGGGAGAGGGAGCCCCUCGCGGCGAGAGCAGAAACCACCUAAGAAGCCCAAAUCUCCCAAAGCUCCAGGAACUGGCAGAGGCCGGGGACGCCCCAAAGGGAGCGGCACCACGAGACCCAAGGCAGCAGCAUCAGAGGGUGUGCAGGUGAAGAGGGUCCUGGAGAAGAGUCCCGGGAAGCUGCUGGUCAAGAUGCCUUUUCAAGCUUCACCCGGGAGCAAGGCCGAGGGGGGCGGGGCCACCACGUCCACCCAGGUCAUGGUGAUCAAACGGCCCGGCAGAAAGAGAAAAGCCGAGGCCGACCCCCAGGCCAUUCCCAAGAAGCGAGGCCGCAAGCCGGGCAGUGUGGUUGCGGCGGCUGCCGCCGAGGCCAAGAAAAAAGCCGUGAAGGAGCCUUCCGUCCGGUCUGUGCAGGAGACCGUGCUUCCCAUCAAGAAGCGCAAGACCCGGGAGACUGUCAGCAUCGAGGUGAAGGAGGUGGUGAAGCCCCUGCUGGUGUCCACCCUCGGCGAGAAGAGCGGGAAGGGACUGAAGACCUGCAAAAGCCCCGGGCGCAAGAGCAAGGAGAGCAGCCCCAAGGGGCGCAGCAGCAGCGCCGCCUCGCCCCCCAAGAAGGAGCACCCCCCCCAGAGCUCCGAGGACCCUGCCAGCCCCCCCGAGCCCCAGGACUUGAGCAGCAGUGUCUGCAAAGAGGAGAAGAUGCCGCGCGGAGGCUCGCUGGAGAGCGACGGCUGCCCCAAGGAGCCAGCUAAGACUCAGCCCGCGCUCGCCACUGCCGCCACGGCCGCAGAAAAGUACAAACACCGAGGGGAGGGCGAGCGCAAAGACAUUGUCUCAUCCUCCAUGCCACGGCCCAACAGAGAGGAGCCCGUGGACAGCCGGACGCCCGUGACCGAGAGAGUCAGCUGACUUUGCACAGAGCGGAUUGCAGAGCAAACCAAGAAUAAAGGCAGCUGUUGUCUCUUCUCCUGUGGGUAGGGCUCUGACAAAGCUUCCCGAUUAACUGAAAUAAAAAAGAUUUUUUUUUCUUUCAGUAAACUUAGAGUUUCGUGGCUUCAGGGUGGGAGUAGUUGGAGCAUUGGGGAUGUUUUUCUUACCGACAAGCACAGUCAGGUUGAAGACCUAACCAGGGCCAGAAGUAGCUUUGCACUUUUCUAAACUAGGCUCCUUCGACAAGGCUUGCUGCAGAUACUACUGACCAGACAAGCUGUUGGCCAGGCUUCCGAGGGUACGCCUGCACCUCCCCCACUCAGCCCUUCCCCACUGUGGUCGCUAGGGACGGAGAGCAGUGGAAAGGACACUCCCGCUCUCGGUGCCACCGUGCCCCAGUCUUGGAGCUCCUCUCCCCCCCCCGCCCCGCCCCAGGUCCCACAGCUCCCCUACUCCCAGCCACGUUGGGACGAGGAGGCGUGAGACAGGAGAGACAGUUGGAGCCUUUAGAGAAGCAGACAGAGGUGGCCAGUGGCUCCGGCCCCUGCGAUCCCGCAGUGGUGGCACACGGCUCGCCCCAUGCCAGCCCCCAUCCAGAACCAACCAGGACAUUUCGCAGGACAGGGAGGUAGCACCUGUUUGCUCCCGUCUGGCACGGCUGGGAGGGAGUUGUCCUUUGAGCGGCUGGGUGCAGACUGGCCUGAGCCAGAGGAGAGGCGGCCCAGGGCUGGCCUCCGGUGGGCUACGCAGGAGAGAGGCUGCGGAGGCCCCAGGCCCGGCGCAGGCAGGGCCCCUGGACGGCUGAGCGCUGCAGGGCAGAGGAGGGUUCCCAGCUGCUCAGAGCAGUGCGGGACGGGUAGCUGGAGGCUUAGCAGACAGGGCGGGUGCCGGGGGAAGGAGGGCAAAUGUUCUUCCAAAACUUUCCAAUUCUACUCCUGUAGGGACAGCGUAGACUAUUCGCACUACUCAGUCUUUGUGCUCCCACUUCGAAACAAUUUGCUCUGCGAGCUAACUGGCUUGAGUCGGUGACGGCCCGUCGAGCCGCCAGGCGCGGUGGUGUUCAGAGCUCCCUGGUCUGUGUACGCCUGCGCUUGUUUUCAAGUGGGCUCAGCGCAUAGGGCUCCCACGAAGCUCCGAAACUCUAAGUGUUUGCUGCAAUUUUAUAAGGACUUCCUGAUUGCUUUCUCUCUGUCCUUCUGUCUCUGCCGUUCAUUUUACUCGCAUUUCUUCCCCCCCCUCCCGGCCCAUCCCUUCUGUUCCAGGCCGUCGCAGUACCCCACUGUACCCCUGAGCCAGUGCUUGUUAGCCCAGGCCCCAGGACUCCCUGCCCUGGGCUUCCACUGCUAGCACCUGCCCCACCCUGUUCUGAGCUCUGAGGAAGCCCAGGGCUUGCCAUGGCACCUCCACUUCUGAAGAGCCAGGGCUUGCCCUCCUGGGAGCCCCCCCACCAUCCGUGGUCAGCAGGAGCAAAAGGCCUUCAGCUCCUGAGCCCCAGGCCUUCGCCACCUAAAGAGAUGGGCCAGGCAGGAGUGGGGCUGAGUUGGGGUCUGGAUUGGACUGCCAGGGGAAGCGCAGAAACCACCCCGCCCUCGCCCCCACUUGAGCCGGCGGGGACCUCUGCCAGGCCUGGUGGCAGGCGGCCAAGGGUAGGGGCCCCGGAGCAGAGCUGGGACCAGCACCUAGGCCGCUGUGGCCCCUCAGCCCCCUCCUUUGCCACGAGUAUUUUCCUAAGGGAAAACACUCGGCUUCUGCAUGCGGAGCCUGGGCAGGCCCGGCCCCCUGGGCCUCCCUCCGCUCAUGGGACGGUGCGGCCUCAGAGGCUCGGCUUUGCUGCGGUGUGCGCAGCGAUCGGUUUCCAUCUGGGAUCCCAUCUCUUCCACCUCUGUUCAGGAAGUCCUUAUCUAGCUGCGUCUCUUCAUCAUAUUGGUAUAUCCUUUUCUGUGUUUACAGAGAUGCCAUCUUAAUCUGUCCAACUGAGAAGUACCUUAUCAAAGUAGCAAAUGAGACAGCAGUCUUAUGCUUCCAGAAACACCCACAAGCACGUCCCACGUGAGCUGCUGCCAUGAACUGUCAAGUGCGUGUUGUCUCGUGUAUUUCAGUCACUGUCCCCUGGCUUCCGCAGCGCAGUGUGGCCGUGGAGGGGUGAAGCGCCCUAGAACCCGCCUCGCGCUUCUUCGCCGGUCUUUAGUGAUCGGAAACCAGAGCUGACAGCACCAAGCAGUAGCUUAAGCAAACGCCGUGUCUGUCUCUUCCAGGAUGGUCAGAAGCAAGGGGGUUUGCCUGUUCUGUCUGUAGAGUCCUAGUUAUUCCUUCUAGCAUUUCUGUGUCCGUUCGCUCACGCUGCGAAAGCCAGCCCCACAAGCGAGACUGCUCUGCUGCCGGCCUCCCUGCUUCACCUCCGGACCUCCCCAGGAAGGGCGAGUCCUCCCGAGCCCCUCUCCUCUGAGGACGAGGCGCCUGACCUCACAGUGGCCUCGCACUGCCGGUACCCCCGAAGGACGCCUGUGCACGUGUGCAUGCGUCCGGCCCGGGCCACGGGGGCGGCAUCUGCCGGGCUCAGUCGGGUUUGGGUCCGUUGUUCAGUCCAGUGUCAGGAACCGGCCCACCGUCAGCUCAGUACCACCUGGUGCUGGGGAGAGGAGUGGGGGCUGGGCCCCUCUUUGGUCCUGCCAGUUACCGGGGAGCUGACUGGGUGCUGCCAGUGGAGAACAGUGUUUUAAGUGGCAUUUUCUUUCAGUUUGACCUGCCCCAGCCCCGGUACCCCUGUAGACGUCCAGCACCGCAGGCUGCCUGCGGCCCCCGGGCUUUGUUUUGCUCUCUUCUCCCUUUGCUACCUACCUUCCACUUCCCCAGUUCCAGGCUUUACCAGGCAGUCAUCUUGAAGCUGGCCGCCAUGACACUUCAUCACCGUCUGGGGCAUUAGAGGGACAGAGAGAGCCUACGCUGUGGGCUUCUUGGCAGCGAUACCCUGCCCAGGUGUGACCUUUCCUGUGUUUCUGUUGAACACCUUGAAGGUCGGGGGCCCCCUUGAGGGAUGCCAUGAAGAACGCCCCAGUCAACUGAUAGCUGCGCAGCCAGCUCACAGAGGUCGUGUUCGUCGUCUUCCCAGUCCUGGUUCUAGGUUAGUCACUCCCUCCUCCCCCAGCAGGAUGCCGUGUGUCCUUGAGCUCCUGCUACUCACCCAGGCCGGCCAGUGCCCUUGCCAGCCGGACCCUGCCGUGAACUGGGGACACUUGGCCACAGCCAGGCUCUCGUAAGGCUCCCUUCCUGACGGUGCUGUAUUCGCGUAUCAGAAGGCAGCACAUGCCCAGUCUGUCCCCGCCCACCUAGCCAAGGACCCAGCUGUCAGGGCCCCCGGAGGUAAAUGCCACGACAGGUUGCCUCACCCGAGAGCCUGACGCAGGCGCAGGUGACCCGUUUACUGAUAUCGCUCCAGCCCAGAGGCCACAGAAGAUAGUAACAGGACCUGGAGCAGCUCCAGGUUGCCUGUUUUUCUGCCCAGGGUGGCAUUGCCAGGGUGGCAAAGACAGAGGAGAGCUGCAGCCCACACAGGGCCAAGUGUGGUGGGGAAGGAGUUUUCCUCGGGCUCUCUAGAUUUUAAGUAACUUUUCACAGGAACCUCACACCCAGGAGGGAGCACAGGGUAUGAAUUCAGUCCACCAGGUGGGGCCCACCAGGUCUCGUGGCACCCUGCAGCCCCCACUGUGUCUCCUCUAGCCUCGACCCCCUUUCCAGAGCAUUCCAACCUGGCUGACGGGGCCUGGAGCGGUCACUGGUACUGGUUCUUGGAGAAGACCGUCCUGAGUGGGUGUCCUCACCCACACUAUGUCCAGAUUCAAGCUUCAUGCACAAGUUCUAGGGCCUGUAGCCCAGACUUCAAGAAGUGAGCUAUGUCUGCAGCCCCGUGGCCUCUGCCUGGCCAGUCCCAAGGCAGGCCCUGCUCCUGGCCCCCCUUAGCCCUGCCCUUUCACCUUCCUUCCCGCCCUUGCUUGUGCAAGGACCCUAUCUUCGAGGUCUUCCUCAGCGAACUAGUCUGCUCUGAGGGGGUUAGUUGAGUCUCCGUUUUUGUCUUUCUCCUAGACCCCAAGAUCCCGACCACACACAUCUUUCAAAGGCCUGGCGUGGUGGUUACGGAUGGAGAUGGCUAUGACGCUGCUGCCUCAGGGUCCAAGUCUCGUAGUAAAUGUUGGGGGAGGGAACAAACAACUGCAGCCUGUUCUCAGCAAUUUGCCAGGAAAACCUAGAAAACACUUGGCAGAAAAUAGUAUUUUGCUGUUUGUGGGUACGGAAGCGCAAGCUCUUGCAAACAGUGCUGCUGUCAGAGUGCCUGGCACUUGGCCUGGCAGGUGUGCUGAGUGCACCAGCCCGAGCCGGCAGCGCUUGAACCGCAGCCGGGCCCUCUUCUCCAGGACGGACCCGCUCUCCAUAGGCAGGGUGGCAGCCCCUGGGGGCCCGGCUGCUUGCCACUGGCACAGCUGCAGGCACCCAGCCCUGGGUGUGGGAGCGGGUGUUGGGCAGCGGUCCUGAAGUCCCGAUGGCUUCACUACCUAGCAUCACCCUGUUGCUUGCUUUUGCUCCUCUCCUCAGAGCUACCCCAUGCACUGAUUGGUCAGGAAGACAGGAGUUCCAAGGGCCCCAGCCAUUCGCAAAGAGGGGUGUACCCUCUGCCUGGGGUACCUGGCUCCUGGGUCCGUCCCUGGGGGUCAGCUCCCUUGGGGUCUAGGACCUAGGUGACUAAGCGCCCCUGCUGAGUUGGGAGGUAAGGGCAGAGGCCUGAGCGUUGCCGCAGAGGGUGGCCCUUCAGCCCUCUGGGAGAGCCCUGGGCUGGAGCAGGUGUGGUCAUAGACUCCGCCCCAGCAGAGCCAAGGCCUGCACCUUGGAGCUCGCGAACAUGUGCGCUUGCAGUCGCCUUUGCUCCCCCAGCGCCCUAGCUGGCCUUCCUCAGUCCGGCUCAGCAGCGAGAGAAACGAGGUGAGAAGGCUGAGAGGCCUGACUCUGCCCGCAGCGCGUGUCCAGUGACAAGCUGUUCUCCUGGUGACCCCGAUUCCACCCAGUAUCUUCUAGACCGUACGCAUAGGCCUGCUUUGUCUCUUCGAUCCUGGGCUUUUAUUUUCUUUUUAGUUUUGCUUUUAGCUUUUCAGUCCUUUUUAUUUAAUGCAUCGACUAGACACACAAAGCAGUUGAAUUUUGAUAUAUAUAUAUCUGUAUAUUGCACAAUUAUAAACUCAUUUUGCUUGUGGCUCCACACAAAAACAGACCUGUUCCAAUUACACCUGCUGCUUAAUCACGGUAUUUCUGAUAACCAUAGCAUAGGUCAAGGGAAAUAAAACAAAAACUAAAAAAAAAAAAAAAAAAAAAAAAACCGACAAACCUGUCUGCUGGUUACUUCUGUCCCAGCGAAUCUGUGGUCUUUUCCUCGGCUUUUCUCAAGGGCUUCCCUGUGCCAAGUGAAGGAGACGCCGGGCAGCCCCGGUUUCACACUGUCUCUCCGUGCUUGUGAGAAGACCCAGGACGCCUGUGCGGGGCCUUCUCCUGUGGCUCAUGGAUGCCCCGGGAGAGUCCAGAGACCCGUGGCCAGUGGCCAGGCCCAUGGGAGCUGGCUCAGCAGGGCUCCCCUCUGCGGGGUUCCAGGGUCUGGAGGGGGGAGGCCUUGGGAACCCCAGAGCACCUAUGAGAGUUCGGUGGGCCCCUCCAGGAGGUAGCGAAGACUCCAGAAAUGUCCUUUUCUCAUUUCCCCUCACAAGUAAUUUCAUUUGCUUUUGUAAUUCGUAAUGAGCAAUACCUGCUAGAGUUUAGCUGUAAGUUCUUUUUGAUCUUUUUUUUUUAAGUAAUUAAAAACACCAAAAAAAAAAAAUCCAGAAACUUGUUCUUCCAAAGCAGAGAGCAUUAUAAUCACCAGGGCCAAAAGCUUCCCACCCUCGUCAUUACUUCUGAGGCCUGACUCCGAAAGAGACACUCUUGGCUCUUGGGGUGACUGAGCUCCCCUGGCCCCUCUGGGCCAGGCAGGGGCACGCCCCAGCCUGCCUUCAGUGUUGCGGGGGGGGGGGGCUGAGACCUUCCCCAGCCAGCCUUUGGGGGGAAGAGGAGCAGCAGGACACGUUGCCAUUGCUGUGUGGCCACUGGUAGGCAGGCGUCCGCGUGUGGCCACUCGCGUGCUUUCCGACAGUGCCACGCCACGCCCGAGUUCGCUGCCCCUGGCCACCCGGAGCCCCGGGGCCAGCCCGGUUCAGUGUUUCUGGGGAGCUGGCCACUCAAGUGCGAAGCCUGCUCCUUCCCUGUUCCAAGGCCUCCUGUUCGGUUGUCCCUGCCUCGGUGAAUGUCAGCGCCCCCCAGUCCCGGCCGGGAACCCGUGACCAAGCAGCACCGGGACUGUUAGUGUGUGCGCGCCGCGCCGGGCUCCCCUGUGCCGCCCGCCCUUGCCCUCCUGGUCUUUUCUGGGGUUUUCUGUUUAGGUUUACUUUGGUUUUUGAUUUCUCCUUUUGUGUUCCAAACACGAGGUUCUUUACUGGUCCUCUUAACUGUGGUGUUGAGGCUUCUGUUUGUGUACUUUUGGUGGGUGAAAGGAACUUUGCUAAGUAAAUCUCUUCUGUGUUUGAAUUGGUCUGUAUUGUAACCAUGUUUAAAGUAAUUGUUCCAGAGACAAAUGCUUCCAGACACCUUUUCUUUACAAACAAAAAGUGGGGAAGGAGGGAGGGGAUAGUGACUGACAGGAGAGGGGCUGACCUUUCUCCGCAGGGAGAGCUGGAGAACAACCCCCCUCCCCCGCCCGUAGCAGCCAGAAGCCACCCACAGAAGUAAGCCUAAGCCCGUGGACCAGGUAGCUGGCAUGUGCCACUUCGGUUUUGUUCCCCCCGGGGUGAGCCUUUGCCUCUCCGCCCAGGUGGCAGCCAUGGAAAGACAGGUCGAUGGGCUUGCACGGGGACCAGCGGGCUUUGAGCAGCCCCUUCUGUGUGGGGGCGGAUGGGUGUCGCAUCUCCCUGGAGACGACCGCUGGCCGCAGGUCAGGGACAUGCUGAUGGGUAGAUGGCUGCCCUCUGCUUCCCGGCCAGGCCGUGUGGUGGGCACAAAGGCCCAGCACACCUCCAGCGAGUCCCACCCUCUCCCACAGAGCACGAGGCUGCUGUGCCACUGGGCAGUGAGAUGGGGGACACGCAUUCUGCUCUCCUCCCACCCCUACCCCCAGGCAGGCAAGACAUGUCCCUUCCUUCGUGUGGCACAAACUGACCGGUGCAAGAAAGCUGACAGCCUGGUAGACGCUGCUCUCCGGGGCAGGGCAGGGCAGGCAGAGCUGCCCGUGGUCACCUUUGCGCCUGGGGCUCAGCAGCGGGGGAGAAUGGGGCAGGUGGCUGCAGCCUGCAGCCCGCUGAGGGCAGGAGUGUGGGCGCCGCCAGGCAGACGCGGCUGGACAUGUCCCUGAGAGCCUCUAGCACACUCACCCUCGGUUUCUGUGUUUUGGGACAAUUACUUUAGAAAACUAGUAGGUCGUUUUAAAAACAAAAACUAUUGAUUGCUUUUUUGUAGUGUUCAAAAAAGGUUCUUUGUGUAUAGCCAAAUGACUGAAAGCACUGAUAUAUUUAAAAACAAAAGGCAAUUUAUUAAGGAAAUUUGUACCAUUUCAGUAAACCUGUCUGAAUGUACCUGUACACGUUUCAAAACACCCCCACUGAAUCCCUGUAACCUAUUUAUUAUAUAAAGAGUUUGCCUUAUAAAUUUA
Messenger RNA from Condylura cristata (star-nosed mole), 9506 nucleotides. It is a transcript of the gene MECP2, whose product is annotated as methyl CpG binding protein 2. NCBI's taxonomy places the organism in Eukaryota, Metazoa, Chordata, Mammalia, Eulipotyphla, Talpidae. The transcript has 5 exons. Bases 410 to 1771 code for a protein of 453 amino acids. Gene Ontology annotation, molecular function: chromatin binding; double-stranded methylated DNA binding; methyl-CpG binding. Gene Ontology annotation, biological process: negative regulation of transcription by RNA polymerase II. Gene Ontology annotation, cellular component: nucleus; heterochromatin. The record is from RefSeq and is a predicted model, not a curated record.